This is a messenger RNA of Penicillium daleae, 1623 nucleotides long. Its product is annotated as bifunctional fructose-2,6-bisphosphate 2-phosphatase/6-phosphofructo-2-kinase. Lineage: Eukaryota; Fungi; Ascomycota; Eurotiomycetes; Eurotiales; Aspergillaceae. Gene Ontology annotation, cellular component: cytosol. The transcript is spliced from 11 exons. Gene Ontology annotation, biological process: fructose metabolic process; fructose 2,6-bisphosphate metabolic process. Gene Ontology annotation, molecular function: ATP binding; 6-phosphofructo-2-kinase activity; fructose-2,6-bisphosphate 2-phosphatase activity. The record is from RefSeq and is a predicted model, not a curated record. Bases 1 to 1623 code for a protein of 540 amino acids.
AUGGAUACCUUACUUACGGCAGAGAUCGUGGCCAACUCGCCACAGUUUCGGCGGAAAUCCUCAAUCUUCGUCGAUGCUAUUCAUGAUUUACCGGAAAAGGCCGAUCUGGCUCCAGCUCAGCUGUAUAGCACGGAAUCUGGCCGGCUUUUCCACUCAGGUCGCAUCGUGAUCAUUACUGUGGGGUUGCCUGCCAGAGGAAAGACACACAUGUCUGUGGCAUUGGCUCGGUACCUUCGAUGGCUUGGAGUCAAAACUAGAAUUUUCCAUCUUGGCGACUAUCGACGGGCUACUAUCCCCUUUGGUGAAGACAUGCCCGACGACUAUUUCUUUGUGAAUGCAUCGGCAUCAUCUGUUCUGCUUCGCCAGAAAAUUGUACGAAAGUGCCGCGAGGACAUUUACCGUUUCUUGAGUCACGAAAACGGUCAAAUUGCAAUCUAUGAUGCAGUGAAUCCCUUGGCCUCGGGUCGGCGCUCCCUUGCCAAAGAGUUUGCAAAGCAUGAUAUUGAGACACUCUUCAUUGAGUCCUGGUGCGAUGAUGAGCGGAUUAUCGAGGAGAACGUUCGUCGAGUCAAGAUCUCGUCCCCCGAUUAUGUUUCAUGGAGCCCAGAGGACGCUGUCAAGCAUUAUUUGACCCGUAUCUCUUCGCGUAUCCCCCAAUUCCAGACCAUGGAAGAGAAGGACCUGAACUACAUCAAGAUGAUCAAUGCCGGAGAGCGCCUCAUUGUCAACAACUGUAGCUUCGGCUAUCUCUCCAACCGCAUCGUAUUCUAUCUGUUGAAUCUCCACAUCAAAUCUAGACGAACCUACUUCGUGCGGGCCGGUGUAUCCAAAGAUUCCGCAUCAUACAGGUCCGAUUCUGGUCUAUCGGAAAAGGGUGAUGAUUACGCCAGAAAAAUGACCGACCGCCUGCUUGCUCACCGAGAGUCCGAGAAACAGGAUAUGAUCGCCCGGGGUGACACGGGCUAUGAAUUACGACCACUGAAGGUAUGGACGUCUACUAGACGUCGGACCGUGGAGACUGCAAAGUAUCUCUACGACAAGGGUUACAAGGUUCGACAGCGGUCUCAAAUGAGUCAACUCAACCCUGGUGUCUGCGAGAAGAUGUCAGAAAGACGGAUUCGCGCAGAGUGGCCGGAUGAGGUCGCAAAGCAUGAGCUCGAUCCCUAUCAUCACCGGUAUCCUCGAGCCGAGUCUUAUCAUGAUCUUGCAGUCCGUCUUGAGCCCGUGAUUCUUGAGCUCGAGCGAGAGCAGAACGAUUUGCUUAUCAUCGCCCACGAAAGCGUCCUGAGAGUCUUGUAUGGCUAUCUCAUGGCUUGUAACGCCGCCGACAUUCCGUUCUUGGAAUUCCCGCGCGAUGAGAUUAUUGAGAUCAUUCCCGAGAGCUACCAGAAUGAAGCACGCAGAAUCCAUAUUGCCGACCUGCCAGAAGAGAUUAUCCCCGGGUCGCCUGAAGAUCUGAAGAUCCCCGUGCCUCCCAGCGGAUUUGUUACGCCAAUUCAGGGCUUGGGCAGCCCACUAGACGGGGCUGGGACUCCUCAGAGCGGAUUCAGGACCCCAAGCGGACUUCGCACUCCUCGUGAGCGGGAGAGAAUCUCCCAACAACACGUCGAGGACGUUGUCUAA